AUGAACGGCGAGUCCGGCAAAAGAGAUGUUAAAAACCAUCUGUUAUUCGAGAUUGCCACCGAAGUAGCGAAUCGAGUUGGUGGAAUUUAUUCAGUGCUCAAGUCUAAAGCUCCUGUCUCUACUGCCGAGUAUGGCGAGCGCUACUGCCUCAUUGGCCCUCUCAACAAGAACUCGGCCGCCGUUGAAGUCGAGCAGAUCGAUCCUCCCCCAGGCCACCUCCGAGACAGUAUAAAUGCCAUGCAAGAGAGGGGCGUUGAGUUGAUGUACGGACGAUGGCUUAUCGAAGGUGCACCCAGAGUGCUUCUCAUCAACACCGGAACUGGCUACCGAUGGCUUGACGAGUGGAAAGGCGACCUCUGGACCCAAGCCGCCAUUCCCUCACCUGCAGGUGACCACGAGACAAACGAGGCAAUUGUUUUCGGCUAUUUGGUGGCCUGGUUCUUGGGCGAGUUUGUUGCGCGAGAACAAACCCGGGCCGUUGUCGCCCACUUCCACGAAUGGCUUGCUGGGGUUGCGAUUCCUUUGACGAAAAAGCGACAGAUGGACGUGACAACCAUCUUUACCACUCAUGCUACCCUGCUCGGCCGUUAUCUUUGCGCCGGCUCCGUUGAUUUCUACAACAACCUGCAGUACUUCGACGUCGACGCAGAAGCCGGAAAGCGUGGUAUCUACCAUAGAUACUGUGUCGAGCGUGCCGCUACCCACUCAUGCGAUGUCUUCACCACAGUCUCCCACAUUACGGCUUUUGAAAGCGAGCACCUCCUCAAACGGAAACCUGACGGCGUUCUUCCAAACGGUCUCAAUGUCAAGAAGUUCUCUGCUGUCCACGAGUUCCAGAAUCUACAUUCCGUCCAGAAAGAGAAGAUCCACGAGUUCGUCCGAGGCCACUUCUACGGUCAUCUCGACUUCGAUCUGGAGAACACGCUAUACAUCUUCACCGCAGGGCGAUACGAGUACCGAAAUAAAGGUGUGGACAUGUUCAUCGAAUCUCUGGCCAGAUUAAACCAUAGGCUCAAGGUCGCCGGCAGUAAGACCACAGUAAUCGCGUUCAUGAUCAUGCCUGCACAGACCUCGUCCCUCUCGGUCGAGUCGCUCAAAGGCCAGGCUGUCACCAAGGCAUUGGCAGAUACCGUGGGCAACAUUGAACGUGGUAUCGGUCGCAGACUCUUUGAACGCUCGGUACACUGGAAGGAGGGCGAUCCUAUGCCUGAUGAGAAGGAAUUGAUCACGCCUGCAGACCGAGUCGUGCUCCGAAGAAGACUGUUCGCCAUGAAGAGAGGCGGCCUUCCCCCCAUCGUCACGCACAACAUGGUCAACGACGCAGAAGAUCCAGUCCUGAAUCAGCUUCGCCGUGUCCAGCUCUUCAACCAUUCAUCUGAUCGUGUCAAGGUUAUUUUCCACCCGGAAUUCCUCAACUCUUCGAAUCCUGUCCUCUCGCUGGACUACGACGACUUCGUUCGUGGUACCCAUCUCGGCGUUUUCUCAUCCUACUACGAGCCUUGGGGUUACACACCUGCCGAAUGUACCGUCAUGGGAGUCCCUUCGAUUACCACCAAUCUAUCCGGAUUCGGUUGUUAUAUGGAGGAGCUGAUCGAGAACUCAUCUGACUACGGCAUCUACAUUGUGGACCGAAGAACCAAAGGCGUCGAUGAGUCUGUCAACCAACUCACAGAUUACAUGUUCGACUUUGCUCUGAAGAGUCGACGACAAAGGAUCAACCAGCGGAAUCGCACCGAGCGUCUCAGCGAUCUACUCGAUUGGAAGAGAAUGGGAAUGGAAUAUGUUAAGGCUCGACAACUUGCUCUUCGUCGCGCAUAUCCGGCCUCAUUCCAGGAUGAGGCUGAUUCGGAAGAUUUCUUUGGCGAGACUGGCCAGAAGAUCUCCAGACCACUGUCUGUACCCGGUUCGCCAAGAGAUCGCAGUGGCAUGAUGACACCUGGUGACUUUGCGUCGCUGCAAGAAGGCAUGGAGGGUCUCAGUACAGAGGACUACAUUGCCUGGAAGCUCCCUGAGGAGGACGAGCCUGAUGAGUAUGCCUUGCCACUAACCCUCAAGAAAGGGAAGGGUUCUGGUGCGAACUCGCCGGCUCCUCUUAUGGCUGCUGCCAACGGCGCCUCGUAA
Cyphellophora europaea CBS 101466 is the source of this 2121-nucleotide messenger RNA. Its product is annotated as glycogen [starch] synthase. Gene Ontology annotation, cellular component: cytoplasm. Gene Ontology annotation, biological process: glycogen biosynthetic process. NCBI's taxonomy places the organism in Eukaryota, Fungi, Ascomycota, Eurotiomycetes, Chaetothyriales, Cyphellophoraceae. The transcript has 5 exons. Bases 1 to 2121 code for a protein of 706 amino acids. The record is from RefSeq and is a predicted model, not a curated record. Gene Ontology annotation, molecular function: alpha-1,4-glucan glucosyltransferase (UDP-glucose donor) activity.